Magallana angulata is the source of this 1072-nucleotide messenger RNA. RefSeq lists its product as uncharacterized. NCBI's taxonomy places the organism in Eukaryota, Metazoa, Mollusca, Bivalvia, Ostreida, Ostreidae. The record is from RefSeq and is a predicted model, not a curated record. Bases 1 to 702 code for a protein of 233 amino acids. The transcript is spliced from 2 exons.
AUGGCGGCGACGUAUCCACAUAUUGGCGGCGGGAAAUUUGAACUGAGACUACCGCCGAAUCUGGCAAGGGUCAAAGGAACAAUUGCCGAUGAAAUAUUGUCACCGGUUGCUCAAGAAACAGUUGCCGAUGAAAUAAUGUCACCGGUUGCUCAAGAAACAAUUGCCGAUGAAAUAAUGUCACUGGUUGUUCAAGGAACAAUUGCCGAUGAAAUAUUGUCACCGGUUGCUCAAGAAACAGUUGCCGAUGAAAUAUUGUCACUGGUUGAUCAAGAAACAAUUGCCGAUGAAAUAUUGUCACCGGUUGUUCAAGGAACAAUUGCCGAUGAAAUAUUGUCACCGGUUGCUCAAGAAACAGUUGCCGAUGAAAUAUUGUCACCGGUUGCUCAAGAAACAAUUGCUAAUGAAAUAUUGUCACCGGUUGAUCAAGAAACAGUUGCCGAUGAAAUAUUGUCACCGGUUGCUCAAGCAGCACUUGAUGUAGAAACAUUUUUACCAGCUGUCGUUUGUGAAAACAUAGACGGUGGAAAGGCACCAACAGUUAUCCAUGAAACAUACGGUGAGGAAAUCUCAUCAAACGAGCCCAGUGGAACGAAUCGCUUAGAUCUGUCACCGCUCGGCACAAAUAUAACGACCGGGGGAAAAGCUCAAUCACAGGAUCAUCUAAUAACUGAUACAGCAAUAUCAGCGCAGAACACUUUAUAAACAGACACUCUUAAACCUGAUUAAUAUUAACUGAUCCGUAGUAAAAUUUGAACAUUGUAAAAAUUGUACGAGUCAUUUUGAAAGAAGAGAGUAUUGUGUGGAACAUUGAAGAGAAACAUCAGUUACAUGUAUUGGAAAAAAUAUCAACCCCGACUCAAUAGAAAUAACUAUUUAUGAGGGACAUUAAAUGACAGGACCAGUGGCAGACAGAAAAGUCUUUUAGUUGCAUGGAUAUCAAUACCACGACUAACGAAACAAAGUUUUACUUGAGUGAUCUAAAAUAAUUGAUGCACAAAAUUGUGUCAGUGUAUCAUGUAGCGAUUGCACUCCAUGAUAGACCCGUUAUCUCAUUAAAAUGUUACAAGGGAGA